This is a messenger RNA of Drosophila serrata, 466 nucleotides long. RefSeq lists its product as uncharacterized. NCBI's taxonomy places the organism in Eukaryota, Metazoa, Arthropoda, Insecta, Diptera, Drosophilidae. The record is from RefSeq and is a predicted model, not a curated record.
AUGUUCUGGACGGCGGUCGCCUCCUCGACGCUUACGUCCGAGAGAUCGGCGGGAUUGGCCAGUGCGGCGCCCAACUACCAGCAGCAGCACACUAAGCCACUACUGCGACCCACUGGCAGCAGCUGGCAGCUUAGCAAUGCAGCAUUCAAGUCCCGCCAGCAGCAGCAACAGCUCAUGCAGCAGUACCAGAAGCAGAUUCGCCAGCAGGAGGAGGAGGCGCUGCAGCAGGAGCAGCUAUCCCUGGACCAAAUUGCCCGCGUAGAUGGGCAGACGAAAAAGGAGCCAAAGGACGUGAAGAAGAAAAAACAACAACCGGUUGCGAACUGCAAAAAGAAAAUCAGUCUGAAGGGUGAAUGUAAAAUAUUCAAGGCUUUCACCUCUUGCAAGUGCACACAGAAAUAGAGAAAUCAGUGCAAGUGAAAAUCAAAAUGACCAAAGAAAAUAUUUUUUGAUGCAUUUUCAAACA